Molecule: messenger RNA, 1871 nt
Organism: Mercurialis annua (annual mercury)
Lineage: Eukaryota; Viridiplantae; Streptophyta; Magnoliopsida; Malpighiales; Euphorbiaceae
Product: protein IQ-DOMAIN 22
Exons: 5
Coding region: 148-1692 (514 amino acids)
Molecular function (GO): protein binding
Source: RefSeq, a predicted model, not a curated record
UUCCUUAUUUAUUAUACACAAACACACACAUCACACUUCACUAUUUCCUCUCUCUCCGCUUACUCACACCGUCUCCUUCCUCUGCACGUUCUCUCUUUUAAUAUUUUCUCUGCAAAAAUGCAUGCAAUCCCAAGACUAGCUUAGAUUAUGGGUAAAGCUUCCAAGUGGUUCCGAGCCGUUCUCGGUCUCAAAAAACCCGACCCGGUUGUCCCCUCACAGCAGCAGUAUCACAGUCUUCCUCAGCAGCAACCACCGACUGCUCAUUCUAAGGAGAGAAAACGAUGGAGUUUUGUUAAAUCAUACCGUGAGAAGGAGAGUAAUCAUAACCGUAGUUACAGUCACUCUCAGCCGCUUUCUAGAGGCGGUGAUCAGGAGGAGGAGGAUUCUAACAAACACGCUAUUGCCGUAGCUGCUGCUACCGCCGCUGUCGCCGAGGCUGCUGUGGCCGCCGCUCAUGCCGCGGCUGAGGUUGUUCGGCUCACUAGUAGCAGCGGUAGAUGCGUCGGUAAUAGUAAUAGCAAUAGUAAUACUAAUAGCUCACCGGUGGCGUAUGUCGGCAGGAAUAUUAGCGGCCAUUGUUGGCGUGAAGAAGAAUUUGCCGCUGUUCAAAUACAAUCCGCUUUUCGCGGCUAUUUGUUCCUGCAAGACUCGAGGUGUUACUCAUUUUUCUUAGAAUCUUUUACUUUAACGGCAAAGAGGGCUUUACGAGCUUUAAAAUCGUUAGUGAGGCUACAGGCAUUAGUUAGAGGUUACAUUCAGAGGAAGCGAACUGCAGAGUGGCUUCUUCAUCAAAUGCAAGCGUUAAUGAAAGUUCAGGCACGAGCACGUGCUGGACGUGUACAGAUAUCUGAAUCUUCACAUUCAAGCUGCAAAUCUUCUCACUUUAACCACCCUGGUCCACCAACCCCUGAAAAAUUUGAACACGCAAUCCGAGCUAGGUCAUCAAUACUCAAGAGGAUUGGAUCUAAAUCUAAUGGUAGAGCAAUUGGUGAUGAGGACAAAGCACUCUUGUCGUUUAAUUGGUCAGAGCGUCGGAUGGAGGAAAGAUCAUGGGAGCAAAGAGUAUCUGCAGGAAGAAGCGGAUCUAUAGAUGAUGAGAAAGCAGACAAGAUUCUUGAAAUAGAUACCGGAAAACCCCACUUCACUCCUAAACGCAGAAAUCUUUUGCAAUCACUUCACACCUUCACUUCAGAUCAAUAUAGUAAUAGCUUCACAAACUCAAAAGAAUCAACAGCUCAUCAAACAGUUCCGAGUCCAUUGUCCGGUGAAGUGCAAUCUUCAACAUCAUUGAAAUAUCCUCGGGAGGAAGACGAUGCCUUUUGCACUGCUGAAAAUAGUCCACAAUUCAACUCUGCAUCAUCGAGGGGUGGCAGUGGGAGGAGAAGUCCCUUUACUCCGAGUAAGAGUGAUGGCUCAACAAGCCUUCUAAGUGGUUACUCAGACUACUAUCCGAAUUUCAUGUCCUAUACCGAAUCUUCAAAGGCAAAAGCGAGAUCACUCAGUGCUCCGAAACAAAGACCGCAAUAUGAGAGAUCAAGUUCAACAAAGAGGUACUCUAUUCACGGGUUUGGAGAAUCGAGAUCGAGUAGCGCACAGAGGGCUUCUGCUUUGCGUGCGAGUUUUACCAGCAAAGCAUACCCGGGAUCCGGUCGCUUAGAUAGGCUCGGAAUGCCAAUCGGGCAGAGGUUCUAAGUAUAUGGAGGAGCUUCUGAUAUGGCUAACUUAGUUAAUACUUAAUCUAGUUUGUUCAUGUAGUGUUUAAGUUGUUGAUGUUGCUAAGUUAAUAUGUAGUCUGAUUUAUGAAUUUUAGUGGAUAAUUAAGUAUAUUCACUUUCUAUAUUAUGCAAACACUGUAAAGCAGUGUUUUAGAA